AUGGCGAAAUUGCAUUACGCUCUGCUCCUCCUCAUCUCUCUCAUUUCUCAUGCCAAUGCCGAUAUCAAAACCCUAAGUCUAACCUCCGAUCCUCGUCAGAUCAUCUUUCUCCGUAAGUUCGCCUUCACGCACCACGGCCAGGUUUUCAUCUCCGCUUCUGAUGUCUCCGUCACUUCUUCAUCAAUCUAUACACUGGAUUCACGUUUCGGCUUUUUCCUGCUCUCGAAGGAAGCUCUUCGCCAAGUCCUCCUUGAGGACGAGCAAAACGCUGACUUCUGCGUCCUCGACUCCUUCUACACCGUCCCUCUAUUCACCUUCCGCGACCUCUCUCCACCACCACACCGCUUCUUUAACAGAACCUAUCCCAUUAAUAAUCCCGGUGAAUACUCACUGUUCUUUGCCAAGUGCGAUCCGGUGGCCCGUGUAUCCAUGAAUGUCCAUGUUGAGUUGUACAAUCUCGAUUCCAACGGCUCCAAAAAUUACCUCUCGAUUGGACAAUCGAGGCUAAUUCUACUCUUCUUCAUGUUCUCUCUUGCUUUCUUCUUCCUCUCAGUUCUCUGGGCCUAUUGCUGCUAUUGCAGCAAAGAAUCCACAAACCGGGUCCAUCUCUUGAUCACCGGAUUGAUUACGGUGAAAACACUCAGUCUCAUCUGUGCCGGGCUGGAUACGUACUUCGUUAAACUUACUGGGACACCGCACGGUUGUGAUAUCAUGUUCCAAGUGACUCGAGUCAUAUCAUCACUUAUCAUCACAGCAUUGAUCAUAAUUGGAUUCUUCUUCUUCAAGCCAUUCUUGCAAGAGAAGGAGGCCCAGGUACUAAUUGUCACCAUCGCGCUUCAGGUUCUCCCCAAUCUGGCUUUCCCUUUUGCGGUGACGAUGGGAGAUGCUUGGCCUGGUGUGGUGAGGGGGCUGGCUUUCCUGAGCAUGAUCUGCACAUGCACCUUUCUCGUUACCGUGGGGAGGUCUAUUUGGUUGCUGAGAAAGGCUGCAAAGACUGAAGAGAAGGCGGCGAUGAGAUUGGCGAAGAUUGAAGAGUUUGCCCUAUAUUACGUCUUGGCAAUUGGUUAUUUGUAUGUCACGGUGAUGGUAGCCAUCGAUUUGAGGAUUGUCAUGGCAUAUGAGUACAACUGGGUGAGCAAUGCGGUGGAGGAGGGUGUGAAUCUAACGAUUUUUGUGGUGACGCUUUGUAUGUUCGGGCCUGUCAAUGACUUCAUCCUUCUUGACGCUGAAAAUGAGAAGGAAGAGACAAUGGCUGUAGCAAAUGAAUAG
Molecule: messenger RNA, 1269 nt
Organism: Syzygium oleosum
Lineage: Eukaryota; Viridiplantae; Streptophyta; Magnoliopsida; Myrtales; Myrtaceae
Product: protein CANDIDATE G-PROTEIN COUPLED RECEPTOR 7-like
Exons: 1
Coding region: 1-1269 (422 amino acids)
Biological process (GO): transport
Cellular component (GO): membrane; Golgi apparatus
Source: RefSeq, a predicted model, not a curated record